AUGUCAGAUAGUAUGCAAGUUGACUCACCUCCUCAAAAAUCUAUAGAUGAGGGAUUGUACUCAAGGCAGUUGUAUGUCUUAGGUAAAGAGGCGAUGAUAAGAAUGCUGAACGCGAACGUACUCAUUAUUGGAUUGAAAGGUUUAGGAAUUGAAAUAGCGAAGAAUGUAGCUUUGGCUGGAGUUAGGUCUUUAAGUUUGUAUGAUCCCAAUCCAGUAGAAAUCAGCGAUUUAUCAACUCAAUUCUUUUUGGAAGAAAACGAUAUUGGCAAGUCCAGAGCAGAUGUAUCAUCUAAAAAAUUGGCAGAGUUGAAUCAAUAUGUCCCAAUAUCAGUCACAAAUGAUCUCUCUGAGACGAAUUUAUCUCAAUUCAAGUGUAUUGUCUCUACUAACAUUUCAUUGGAAGAGCAAGUUAGAAUAAAUGAAUUUACUCACGAACGUGGAAUCGGUUAUAUUCAUGCUGAUAUUAGAGGUUUGUUUGGCCAGUUAUUUGUGGACUUCGGGAAGUCAUUCACAAUAAUAGAUCAAACCGGAGAGGAGCCAUUAUCGGGAAUCGUUUCAGACAUAGAAAAGGAUGGUACAGUCACUAUGUUGGACGAUAAUAGACAUGGUUUACAGGAUGGUGAUUUUGUGAAGUUUUCAGAAGUUCAAGGAAUGCCCACUUUAAAUGAUGGAUCAGUCUUCAAAAUCGAAGUCUUAGGUCCUUAUGCCUUUAAAAUUAAGAUCGAUGAAAGCUAUGGAACUUACGUCAAAGGUGGGUUGUACCAGCAAGUGAAGGUGCCGAGAGAGAUGUCAUUUGAGCCACUUUUAAAGCAAUUGUCGAACCCUGAGUAUGUAAUCUCUGAUUUUUCAAAAUUCGACAGACCUCCUCAACUUCAUUUAGGUUUUCAAGGCUUGCAUGCCUUUCAGACACGACACCAAGGUCAAUUACCCAGAUCCUUUAAUCAGGAAGAUGCCAAUGAAUUGGUGAAAUUGGUUUCCGAACUUGCAGCUCAAAAUACUUCAAUUUUGGGAGAUGCGAAACUAGAUGGUAAAUUAAUUGAAGAAUUAUCAUAUCAAGCUAGAGGAGAUAUUCCUGGAAUGGUUGCUUUCUUUGGAGGCUUUAUUGCUCAAGAAGUUUUGAAGAAUUGUUCAUCGAAGUUCGGUCCCGUAAAGCAAUGGCUAUAUUUUGACUCAUUAGAAUCGUUACCUUCUUCCGAUGAGUUUCCAAGAAAUAAAGAAACAACAAAGCCAUUGGGUACUAGAUAUGACUCUCAAAUCGCAGUAUUUGGCUCCGAAUUCCAAAAAGUGAUUUCAAAUUUACGAGUAUUUUUAGUGGGUUCCGGAGCAAUUGGAUGUGAGAUGUUGAAGAACUGGGCAAUGAUGGGAUUGGGAUCUGGACCACAUGGCAAAAUUAUAAUUACUGAUAUGGAUUCUAUUGAAAAAUCUAACCUAAACAGGCAGUUUUUGUUUCGCCCCAAAGAUGUUGGAAAAAACAAAUCAGAAGUGGCUGCUAGGGCUGUCGAGCAAAUGAAUCCAAAUUUAAAGGGCAAAAUUGAAGCUAAACUAGAAAAGGUUGGUCCAGAGACAGAGGACAUAUUUGAUGACAACUUUUGGAAAAAUUUAGAUUUUGUGACCAAUGCUUUGGAUAAUGUAGAUGCUAGGACAUAUGUUGACCGUCGUUGUAUCUUUUAUAAGAAGCCAUUGUUAGAAUCCGGGACUCUUGGAACAAAAGGAAAUACUCAAGUUGUAGUUCCAAAUAUGACAGAGUCGUAUUCAUCGUCUCAAGAUCCACCGGAGAAGUCUAUUCCCUUAUGCACUUUAAGGUCGUUUCCAAACAAAAUUGACCAUACGAUUGCUUGGGCAAAAUCAUUAUUUCAAGGGUAUUUUGCAGAUUCUCCAGAAACAGUUAACUUAUACUUGAGUCAACCAAAUUAUGUGGAGCAAACCUUAAAGCAAACUGCUGACAUUAAGGGCACGUUAGAGAAUAUUUCUGAUCUUUUAAACCAUCGCCCCUAUUCCUUUGAUGAUUGUAUUAAGUGGGCUAGGUUGGAGUUUGAGAAGAAAUUUAAUCACGAUAUAUUACAGUUAUUGUAUAACUUCCCAGAAGAUGCUAAGACAACUAACGGUGCACCAUUUUGGUCUGGACCUAAAAGAGCACCGAAACCUCUUCAGUUUGACAUUCACAACAAGGACCAUUUUUCAUUCGUUGUUGGAGCUGCAAGUUUAUUGGCUCAUGUUUAUGGAUUGAAAGUUCCGAAUGUCACUUUCGAGGAUUAUGAGAAAGUUUUAGACAAUGUCACAAUAGAACCGUUCUCUCCAAAAUCUGGUGUGACUAUUGCUGCUACCGAUAAUGAGGCCGAAGAACAGGCUAAGGGUCUUUCGGGAAGUAUUGAUGACGAUGAAAUAAAGAAAAUUGCGGCAUCGUUGCCAGAGCCGACUACCUUAGCGGGAUUUAGGUUGCAUCCUAUUGAGUUUGAAAAAGAUGAUGAUACGAAUCAUCACAUUGAGUUCAUUACCGCUGCUUCAAAUUGUAGGGCAUUGAACUAUUGUAUUGAGCCUGCGGACGCACACAAGACUAAAUUCAUUGCUGGAAAAAUUAUCCCAGCCAUUGCUACUACUACAGCUUUAGUUACUGGAUUGGUAUGUUUAGAAUUAUACAAAGUUGUUGCGAAGGAUGACAACAUUGAGGAUUACAAGAACGGAUUCAUCAAUUUGGCUCUUCCCUUCAUUGGAUUUUCUGAGCCAAUUAAAUCAGCUCAGGGCAAGUAUAAUGACAAAACGUUUGAUCAAAUCUGGGAUAGGUUUGAACUUGAGGGUGAUAUAACAUUGCAACAACUCCUUGAAUAUUUCAAGAACAAAGAAGGAUUAGAAAUCUCAAUGUUAUCAUAUGGUGUUUCACUAUUAUAUGCGUCAUUUUUCCCUCCAAAAAAGAUUAAGGAUAGACUAAGUUUGAAAUUGACAGAUCUUAUUAAAGAAGUUAGCAAAAAAGAUAUUCCUAAACAUGUUCACUACUUGAUUUUCGAAGUCUGCUGUGAUGAUGAACAAGGAGAGGAUGUCGAAGUUCCUUAUGUCUGUGUCAAAAUCUGA
Molecule: messenger RNA, 3066 nt
Organism: Priceomyces carsonii
Lineage: Eukaryota; Fungi; Ascomycota; Pichiomycetes; Serinales; Debaryomycetaceae
Gene: UBA1
Product: E1 ubiquitin-activating protein
Exons: 1
Coding region: 1-3066 (1021 amino acids)
Biological process (GO): ubiquitin-dependent protein catabolic process; protein ubiquitination; DNA damage response
Cellular component (GO): nucleus; cytoplasm
Molecular function (GO): ubiquitin activating enzyme activity
Source: RefSeq, a predicted model, not a curated record